This is a messenger RNA of Vitrella brassicaformis, 2137 nucleotides long. The record is from the annotation of a GenBank genome assembly. Lineage: Eukaryota; Vitrellaceae.
ACGAAAGUUGCGAGCCCCAGCCUUCAUCACUGCUGCCAGCACUGCAGAGAAUGGGCAAUGCCGGCGAAAGCUGGGAUGAGAGCAUCUUGAGCCAGUGGCACCAGGCCAAGGAGGAGCCUGUGGGUGUCAACGACAAAGGCGAACCGACUUACCUCUUCCGCAGCACCGUAGAGGACAACAGAGUGCGACGAGUCGAUGGCAAGCUGGGCCUCAUUGCGACGGUCAACGUCAAGCGCACAAGGCAAGUGACGACAAGAUGCAGAGAGGAUGCCUGUGUUGCAGCAAUAGAUCUGCUCUCUGGCUGUGCUGUGUGUGUGUUGGUGUGCCUUGGUAUGUCUGUCGGCAGGGAGAAGCGCAAGACGAAGCUGUAUGAGGCGAAGCCCUUGCACAAGGGGUCUCCGCCGUCCACAGCGGCGUCCGCCCCCUCCCUGCUGCGUCCAUUUGAUCCCAACGACUUCAACUUCAACAAGGCCAACCCAAAAGAAACGGUAUGGGCGAUCGAUGCCCUGGGCAGGGCAGUGAGGCUGUGUGGAUGGGAUGUCUGACUGUCCCGAUUGUAUGUGUGUGUGGACGUCGCCAGAUUGGCGAGCUGUGUGUCGAUGGCGAGAAGCAUCCGGUGCUCCUCAACGUCAGGUGAGCAGCAGACAGGCACACACAACACAACAUAUCCUUUCUUCUCGCACACACGUAUCUCGUUUCGUUGUCUGUCGAUACGAUACAGUCCCAUCUUCGAGGGUCACAUCCUGGUGGUGCCGUGGUCACAGAAGUGCCUUCCCCAGUACCUCACGAGAGAGGCCCUGACCGUCGCUCUCGAGUUCUCGAUGGCCUCCUCGCGCGAUGACUUCAAAGUCAUGUUCAACUCAUCGGGUGCAUGGGCAUCGGUGAGCAUGAGCAUGACAGGACCAGGCGGCACAGCACACUUACACAUACCAUCUUUUCACCGCUCUUGUGUCUGAUGUGUGUGUUGCAGGUGAACCAUCUCCACUUUCACGGCAUGUACGUGUCGGGCGUCUGCCCGUCGGGCCUCCCGAUAGAGACCGCCCCCACCGCCUCCCUCAUAGCGACCCUCCCCCUCUCCCUACCCCCUGCCCCAUCAGUGACCGUCAGUGCGUCGGUGCUGCAGUAUCCCUCCAGCCCGAUUGUCUUCACCGUCGACGGCGAGGCCGUCAGUCGCGAUGUGAGGGACGGCUUAGUGGAUGUGGUAUGGGGGUUGGUGGAGCUGCUGGUGGCCGAGGACUGUCCAUUCAACCUGACGAUGUCGCUGAGGCGCGAUGGGCGGGGACGCAUUUAUUUCAUACCCAGGAGGCCACAGGUGGGUGUUUGUGCUGGAGGGAGGCUGCGCCACAUGGACGAAUGAUGUGUGGUGUGUGUUUUGUGUUCAGGUGAUCUCCACCGUGCCGCCAUUCCGGUCGCCGGACGGAGAUGACGACCCUGAUGGUGACCAACAGACAGCCAGCCAUGCACUUGGUCCAUGGCUGGCUGGCUGUCUGCACGUGUGUGUUCAGGUCCUGGGAUCCUCCGCAUGGCUGUCUGUGAGUGCUCCGGAGUGCCGUAAGCAGCUCCCCCCACAGCCACCCCACUUGGACACGUACCGUGUGUACCUGUGUCCCUCUCUGUUCGUUCGUGUGUCUGUCUCUUCCUCCAGAAUCCUGUACAGUGAAGAGGCCUUCGAGCAGCUUACAGAAGCGCACUUCAGACAAGUACUUGAGGACCUUCCACACAACGAUGCGCACCGCACCGCACCGCACCGCAUUCACUCACUUACCCACCCAUAUGUACUUCUGUCGUUGUCUGUCUCUACGGUACCUACCGUCUGCAGAUGGCGGAAGAAGACAUCUCGAUUGAGGCGGCACUGCGCGAGAAGCUCUGCGAGGGGCUGGUGCGAUUGAUGGGCACCAGGGGCGCUGACAAGGGGGGAUAGAAUAGACCGGCCUAUAUCGACCGUGCUGCGUGCUGGCUUCUACACAUGCACCACCCUCGGAUCUUCCUUCAGUGAGCUCUCUCAUUGAAGGAAGAACCGGAGGUGGUGCAGAGGGAGUGGCCAGCAUGCAACGGCGAGGAGGGAGACGAGCUGUGUAUAGGGGUUGUGUCUCUGGUUGUGUCGCUGGAACCUAACGCACCGCACGUGUGCAUCCGC